UCGAGUUUGAUCUGUUGUUCGUGGUGUAUUAACAACAGGUGUUUUAUUACAAUUUUUUUUAUUAUUAUUUCCAUUGAAUGGACAAUAACAUAUAAGUCAAGUUAUAAUAGACAUACACCUUAAAUGAAUGAUUUGAAUUUGAACAAAGUCUCAUAUAAUAAUUUUUGUGUUGUUGUGUCUGUCGCGCGGUUAAUUAGUUCAGUUGGAAAAAAAUAAGCGAAAUAAUAAGGUGCAAUAAGCUUGUUUUUCUUAUUAUGCAAAUUUGAUAUUGCAUCACAUUGAUUGUCAAAUUUUAUAAUUUAUUUCGUUUGAGUGAGAGUCGAAGUGAACGUGUUUAUGAAUAAAAGGUGUAUCCAAUUCUUACAAGAAUAAUUUCAUUUAUAGUUUAGUUGCGUGCUUUACAAACGGGAAUCUUACGGAAAAAUAAAUAAAUGAAAAAGGCAGUGUUAGUGUUCUAAUAUAGCAACAUAAAAAAAGGAUUAUUUACUGUGAUAGUUGGGUAUUUUCGUUGGAAUUCCUAAGGAUUAGUUACGUGACUUUCCGAUAGCAUCUCAAAUAAAUCAAACUACAGAUAACGCAUCAACACCGCAACAUCCUCAUCACCUACAAAUCUAAUCAGACUUCUUCCUUCCUCGAAAGCGUUCUGUGAAUAUUUUAAUGUGAACAAUUUACCAAUUUGCCACAAAUCGAUGCAAAGUAUGGUGAAUAAUGAUUGUAUGUUAUUCGUGUGUUGAAAACUUGCUCCGCUAAAACUCAAAGCUCAUAUUAACAGCAAUGUUCUGAGCAAAAAUAUUCACUUCAUUCACUCGCUGCUGAUCUAUUUGCACCCAUUACACCAUCAAUUUCAGGACAAGCAAAUAAUAUUAUUCAACGGAAAAAUGACUAUUUGGCUAUGGAUGCUGAUGGUACUACUAUUUUGUCAAUCUGUGCGCGGAAUAUUUGGGAAAACACAAUUUUGUGAAGUGGAAACUGGUCAAACCAAUAUUAUUCUUGAUAUUGAGGAAAGCCGCGGCAGUUAUGUUGGUCAACGAACAACACCGGCUGAAUUGCCUAUCUACGGCGAUCCGUACACGGAAAUUGCUUUAGAGUUAAUUUUCGCGAAAGAAAAUCCAAAUUUUUUGCUGAACGGAAAAACAUUACAGCUGCUAAAGCCACUUGAUCGAGAUCAAGAUAACUUAAGUCACAUCGUCUUUCAGAUAUCUUGUACGAUACGUUCAACACGAAUCAAACGAAGCAUUCCAAUUAUUGUUCGUGUAUCAGACGUAAAUGACAAUGCACCUGUGUUUAUCAAUACGCCAUACCAGACAACUGUACCAGAGUCAACUCCUGUUGGUACAACUAUUUUUCGAAAUAUCAAAGCGGAAGACAAAGAUGCUGGUGUUAAUGGAUUGGUGGAAUAUUUUAUCGUUGAAAGUCUUAACGGAACGAAAAGCGACGAUACGUUGACCUCGGCUGAUGGAUAUGGUACAUUUGCAAUAUCUUUUCCUCAUCAAGGACAGGUCACAGUUGUAAAAACAUUGGAUUACGAACGCAUUCAACGGUAUUAUCUAACGAUAGUUGCAUCGGAUCGAGCCAGAAAUUCCUCAGAACGUUUAUCCGCUACAACAACACUUACCGUAGAUAUUGCCGAUUCAGAUGACUUAGACCCGUCAUUCAUUUAUAGGGGUUGCAACUUGCUCGACGGAGCCUGUAUUAAUCCCGAGUACUCCGCUUCUGUUCCAUCCGGAUCACUACAAGGUGUUUUAUCCGUACAUCCAGAACGUAUACAGGCUGUUGAUCUCGACACAAUUAGUUCGCCAAUUCAAUACACAUUCCUGAGCGGAGUUCCGAACAACUACAAUUCAUUCUUUGAAAUCGAUGCGCAAACCGGAGUCUUGAAACAAAUCAAACCGGUGGAUACAACCGUGGCCAAACAAUUCGACAUUAUUGUGAAAGCUGAAGAGAUAUCGGAAUCGAAACGAUUCACCACAGCUAAAUUAACGAUCACAAUUAAACCAGUUGACGCUAAUCCACCGGUCAUUGUGGCUUCAGAAAUCGAAGGGUAUGUGGAUGAAAAUUCUCCCGUUGGAACGAAAGUGUACGAUUCGAAAAACAAUCCAAUUGUGUUAAUGGCUACGGACGCUGAUUUGACAGAAAACGACCCAAAACCGGAAUAUAUAUUCGAGCUGACCACGCCAUCAUUUACCGUAUCUAAAGACGGAAUGUUGUUGGUGAAUGAAGAAGGAUUGGAUCGAGAUGCGCCAAGUCCUGGGAUUUAUCGGUUCCAAGUUGUCGCACGAGAAGCUGUUAGUAAUGCUGCUAGCGCUCCACUUAGUAUGACUGUCAUCUUGAAGGAUGUCAACGAUAAUGCACCGAAGUUACCGAUGGUUUCACCGAUCACAAUUCCGGCUGGUGAUGGUCGCAGGUUUGUUACGAAAGUAACGGCAACCGACAAUGAUGCUGGCGAAAAUGCCAUUCCUGCUUACUCCAUCUUUCAUGUAUCCAACAACGGAGCCAAUAAGUUUACUAUCGACACAAAGACUGGUGAAAUUGAAACAAGAGGAAAAAUGAGUGCCGGAGAACAGUUUAGUAUAACCGUACAAGCAUCGGAUAUCGGUGGACUUUCAUCUCAAGCCAUUGUCGAAGUUACUGUUAGUCCUGGUCCGAACACAAAACCGCCGAAAUUCGUUAAGCCAGUGUACGAAGUGCAGGUUAGCGAAGGAGCUGAAAUCAAUUCCACUGUGGCUGUUGUGAAAGCAGAGGAUCCUGAAGACGAUCCAGUGAGAUAUAUUAUCACGUCGGGUAAUGAUCUGAGACAAUUUGCUGUCGGCCAAGACACGGGUGUGAUAAGUGUAAUACGAAAAUUGGAUAGGGAAGAUCUUACACGUUACCAACUGAUUAUCAGAGCGGAAGAUAGUGGUGGUCUAGCUAGUAGUGCUACUGUAAAUAUUAAAGUGACGGACAUCAAUGAUAAAAAUCCAGAAUUCGAUGAAAGCUCACUACCGUAUGUGUUUUCAAUUGAUGAGGGAAAGGCUGACGCUUUUGUGGGAACCGUUCAUGCAACAGACGCCGAUGACGGAGUGAAUGCCGAGAUAACAUAUUCGAUUCCAGUCGACAUUCCGUUCAAAAUUGACGGAAGAUCUGGAGAAAUCAGAACCAAGACUCAGUUGGACUACGAAACGCAAACGGAAUAUAAAUUUGUUGUAACUGCUAAGGACGGCGCACCUGAUGCUAGACUAGGAACAGCAAGUGUUACUGUACAUGUGAAAGACAUUCCUGAUGAGGUGCCAAUGUUCACGGAAUCGAUAAUUGAGACAUCUUUGCCUGAAAACGUUCCCGAUUAUUUACUGGCGACAGUGAGAGCUCACGAUCCAGAUACAGUAAAGGAAAUCACAUACACGUUGAAAAGAGGUCCCGGUGAUCUGUUUAAAGUGGACGCAAAAACUGGCCAAGUCAAAACAAUUCGUGGACUAGAUUUUGAGAAGGAAAAGGAGCACGAAUUAAUUAUCGGCACUCUGGAGAACAAAGGCAAUGAAGUCGGUGACUACAUAAAGAUCGUAGUGGAAGUUGAAGAUCGAAAUGAUAUUCCGCCGGUGUUCGUAUCCGUACCUGAACCGGUUACGGUCAGCGACGAUCAGCCAAUCGGUGCAUUUGUUGGUUCGAUGCGGGCAGUUGAUGGUGAUGGUUCGUCACCUGGUAAUGUUGUGCGAUACGAAAUGGUCGGCAGAGGAAAAUCAUUGAAAUAUUUCCAAGUUGACCCAGACAGCGGCGAUGUUAGAAUACGAGAUGAACUUCGAAAGGAAGAGGACACCGAAUAUCAAGUCGACAUUAGAGCGUAUGAUUUGGGCGAACCUCAACUUAGCUCUGUGGCUACGUUACCUGUUUUUGUCAGGCAUCUACUCACUGAUCCCAAUGCCGAUAUGAUGGAAGCAUCUGUCGACAAUGGGGUGAUACGAAAUCCAGAAAUGGUUGGAUUGGCAUUUAGCGAUGAUAGUUACACAACAAGUGUACCGGAAACGACUGGAAUCAAUGCUACCAUUAAGCUGAUUCAAAUAAUAAACUCAAAGAAAGCGUCCAAGAUUAAUCCAGGCUUCAAAUGCGAAAUUCUCAAAGGCAACAGCGACGGAAUGUUUAGAAUUACCUUGGAAGAUCACGCUUGUGGUAUCACCUUGGCCAGUAGCUUAGAUUACGAAACGAAAACUUCGUAUGACUUGGAGGUACGACUAGUGUCGAGCAAAUAUUUUGUGAAUCCUCACAAGAGUUCGGCCAAAGUUAAGAUUAUCGUCCAAGACGAAAACGACAACGAACCGAAAUUCGUGUUCGAUCGGCAAGCCCAAGGACGAAUGAACACCUAUUAUGCGGUAAUCAGUUCGGAUGCUGAAUUGGAUACCCCAGUCCUACAAAUAAAAGCCGAAGAUCGAGAUUCAGGAAAGUAUGGCAUGAUAAAGUAUCGAAUCUACGACGAAGACAGUAAUGAUAUUUCGAGCGAUAAAUUGCCAAGCAAUUACUUUGCUAUCGUUGAAGAUUCGGGGAUAUUGAAGACGCAGAAAAGUUUGAAAGAUGUACGUGACCUUCCACUGCGCUUCAUGGUGGAAGCUUUCGAUAACAAUGGCACGAACGACAAUUCGCACCGAACACGGGCUCGUGUCGUUGUUAACUUAAUAGCCGACAUUAAUCGAAUGUCGUUAGUAUUUUCCGAUUCCACGCCGAAAGAGAUUCGGAAGCAUUACAGAGAGUUGGAAGAGCUGAUAUCCGAUAAAUCAAAUGGUUAUAUUACCGGCAUUGAACGCACUAGUAAUCGGAAGUAUCUAAACGAUAACGGAACAAUUACUGAAAAUGCUAGUGCAACCGAUGUGUGGUUUUAUAUCAUCGAUCCAAAAUCGGAGAAAAUCCUUCCCCGCAAUGCAUCGGUAGUUAUGUCCAAAAUUCUCGAGCCAGCCGCUCAGUCCGAAAUCAACUUUGAGGCAUCGGGUAUAGCACGGGCCACAGCACAAGGAAUCUAUGCACCGGUCGUAGCUAGAGAAGCGGUCCACAAAGUGAAAGCUGCAAUUGCCAUAAAUGAUGAUGCAAUUUUCCCUUACACGCUCAUCGCGAUCGCCGUCAUUAUACUAGUUCUUGGAACGAUUGGCAUUAUUUACAUCUGCCUGUCAUGGUCAAAGUACAAGAAUUUCAAGCAACGUAUGCGCCAGUAUUCAGCUCCAUCGAGUCCGACCCGAUACGAUCCGGUUAUUGUUGGAUCGCAAAAUGGUGAUACGGCCAGUACGCUAAAAGAGUAUGAGACACAAGUUUUAGCUAUGGCUGUUCCGAACGACGAAAAUGAUGAUUUGCAAAUCGAUUUCAGUGCGAAAAAUCAUGCCUUCAGCUUGGACAAUGUGAGCUAUAUCACUCACAAGGAAAAUGGUCAAAUAAGUCCAUCGAAUUCGGAAGCAACUACUGCAGUCAUAACCACCCUUCGUCGCAACAAUAACAACAACAAUGUUAAUUUAACGCACAACAACAAUCGUCAGAACACCUUCAAUCGCACAUUAGAAAUGAAUCGAAACAAUGCUAAUCCAUUGGCCAUCGGAAGUACCGGUACACUUCCUGGAACAUUAACGUUAGGUAGAAUAAAAGCGGAUAGAAAUAACUAUCAGAACGGUUACAACCAAGACACAUUAGGUAGAAACAAUUUGCAGAUGUCUCAGAAUAAUACGUUCAACACAUUGGGACGGAACGGAAAUGUAUUCCAGAGGAAUUCAGCGCAGAACGAUUUGUCCACCAGCACAUUGGGACGUAACAACCGGUUUUCCGAUGUUCCCAUUACGAAUCCACUGUUUCAACAACGCCAAAACGGUGAUAGCCUAUACAAUCACAACCAUUCCAGUGUCAAUGAGAACGUAACGUUCGGCAAAAGAGAUUACUCCCAGCUGGGAUUCGCUUAUCUCAAUGAUUUGGAUCGAUCGGAGGUGGAAACGACAACUGAAUUGUAAUAAAAUGCUGAUUCACUCUGUGUGACGUCAUCAUAUUAGAUUAAGCACGACGUAGUUAAGUAAACACAGUCAGGAGCGUUGCAUUUUCGGAAGGUCAAAUUAGGGACCUAGACGUAAGUAGUUGACUUUAUAGAAUGAACGCAAUGAAUUUCAAGUGAGAGUAAAUUUGGAUCAUGGUAAGUUCCUGCCUGUGUUCACUUUACUAUGUCGUGGAUAGAGCAUAGUCGUUGAGCGGUAACAAUUUGAUUUUGAUGCGACGAAAUGCAUUAAUCCACAGAAAAUAUAGUUUGCACACCCAGACGUUGUAUUUAUUUUCGGUUUCUAUUUUGUACCAUGUGGGACUGUAGACUGAGUAAUCAGCAAAGUUAACAAUUUUCAUACCGCACCUUCCUAUUUCAAGUCAAGUUCAUUGUUACAGUACAAUGAAAGUAUGCGGACGAAAUGUUUGUGAAAGAAAUUAUUUGUUAACAGCAAACAAUUUUGUGAUAUUUUGAAUGUUUGCUGUUGGUUAGGGAAGGGAGUCAGUCCGAUUUUUUUUAUUGCUUUGCUUUUCAACGUUAUGGAGUUCCGAAGGGUAAUUUAAACAGAAAUAAUUCUUAAAAAAUUUGUUAAAGUCCUAACUUUCUCGCAACUUUUUUUUUGUAGAAAAUUCUGGAAGUUUUAGAAUUUUUUGUGAAAGUUUCAAUCGUAUUUAACAUGGUAUUUGAUCAUGAGACUAGGAAUCCCCCUAGCCAAACGCUUGACGUGUGUAAACAGUUUGUGCAAAUCACUUUUGACAUUUGAGUUCAAUAUACGUAGAAUGAAGGCAACUGUACUCAAAAUAUGCGCAGAAUGUGAAUCUGAAUUUGGAUAAUUAAAAUUGAAUAUUUCCAAGUUUAAUAAAAAUUUAAAGUUCUCCGAACGUGUCAGUCAAAAUACGUGAACGUUCCGUGUUGCAUUAAAAUGUGAACGAACUGGCCAUAUGGAUAUUUUUGUAUAGUUACACCAUUUUGAAUUCUUGUAAACGCACCAUAUAGACUAUUUUCAAUGAUUUUUACAUGCUUUUGUUUUCCCUAGGGUCGAAAGUGGCCUAUUACACACCUAGGGAAAACAAGAAAUUUGGAUUAGGUUACAAAAGCAUGUACAAUCCAUUACAUAACUCGGGAUAAAAGUUGAAACGUCUCGUUUUCGUGUGUUUAUUGACCUCGGCUUUGCCUCGGAUCAACAACAUUCGCA
Messenger RNA from Bradysia coprophila, 7163 nucleotides. RefSeq names its product cadherin 99C (gene Cad99C). Gene Ontology annotation, molecular function: calcium ion binding. Gene Ontology annotation, cellular component: plasma membrane. Gene Ontology annotation, biological process: homophilic cell-cell adhesion. The record is from RefSeq and is a predicted model, not a curated record. Lineage: Eukaryota; Metazoa; Arthropoda; Insecta; Diptera; Sciaridae.